AUGGAUGCUCCGGUCGCAUUGAGCGCGACACCUUAUGGCAUUCCCGAAGGCCGUCACAUGAUACCUGGAAAGACUUACGUUGGCAUACUUCCAGGGCAUACACGACCAGCGUUUGUUCGAAAAAAACCCGUGGACGCCGGCCGGCCUCCUUUAUUUCUUACGCAGAUUCUCGGCUCCUCUCGACGCGCGUACUCUGUCGAGACGCCACGUAAGCCAAGCAUGUUUUCUCGCUCUCGAAGUGAUGUGUACUACGACUAUGCUACCGCCAGAUAUCGACCUAAAAUAUACGUCGACCAGUCCCCUGGCCGAACCAUCACAAGCAUACAACAAACAUGCGCCUCAUGCGGCAAAUUCCGCUCUGCAAGAUGGCAGUCCCGCCAUCCUUUGAUAUCUGGCCCGGCACCCAGACCAGGUCUUUGCGGAAGAUGUCGUGACAAGCACACUUCGAGCGAGGAAGAAAGGCCCAGGCAUCGCCGGAGGCGCCACCAGCAGCGGCGCCGAGAUUACACAGAGUCAACAGACGACAGUUAUAACACCAGUAGGGAGCUGAGGCGAGCGACGCGAAGACAUUGUCCGUAUACUAGAGACUAUAGGAGCCGAAGCCUGGCAAGGUCGCCAUCCAGGGAGAAUGUGCGCAUCGUAAUCGCAAACCAAGCUGGAGAUCAGAUACGACCAAAAAGAGAAAUAACGCGAAGCUCUUCUAUGGAACCCGUUCGAAUCAUUCGCCGUACAGAGGUCGUCGACCUGCCUGAAAAAUCGCCACGCACUCGGUCCGUACUGAGGAGCUCUAGCCGCGCGGAGUACAUGGACAGCGCAAUCCAGUAUAGCAGCGAUUUGGAUCCACCACGGUAUCUACCCAGACCCCGCACAGUGAGCCGGGUGCCUUACAUCGAAGAUGUAGAGCAGCCUCGAUACCUUUCUAGGCCUAGGAGCUUGAGUCACAUGAGUUAUGUCGAAGAAAUGGGAAGGCCUAACUAUCGUUCCAGACCAAGAAGUGUGAGCCGGGUGAGUUAUAUCGAAGACUCGGACGGUCCACGAUUGCGUCGCCGAGUAAGAAGCUCGAGUCAAGUCCGAUUUAUCGAUGAGACAGAUGAAGCCGUGCCUCUUUCCACGCCGAGAAGCCUAAAACGGCGACGAGUAGGAUAUUAUGAUGGCCCAGCAGAUGCCGAGAAAUCAGAGCAACAAGCUUACUCUCGUGCGCCAUCCGACCAUCGCUCACCGCAAGGAGCAGCCAAUGGUGACGGCGGCCCCGUGCUUAUUGAGGAGACCAUCACACCGCACUCUCGGGCGUCGCGAAAGGCCAUAGAACACGAUCGGGGCGUUGAGCUUAUCGAAGAGCAGUUCAGACCGCAUCGUCGCCUAAGCUCGCAAUCUCAGGAAGGCUUUGAGCCAAUUCCAGGAACGGUCUCCGAUCACAACUACAGACGGCAGUCGGAGACAAGGUCCCAGGCAUACGAGUCUGACCAUGAUGCAACACCGCGUCCAGCCUUUCGUCAUGCGCAAGUGUCGCAAAGCCCUGACGAUGUUGAGGAUCCAUCCAGGCAUCACGGCUCAUACAUUGAUUUCGAAGGGGCAAGAUCCUACAGAAGUUUCUAUUCACCAGCGCUCAAGUCGAGAGAGCCAAGUCGACAGCCCAUGUUCACUGGACCCGAGACACCUUACAGAGAAAGACGUGAGCGCGUUCGCGAGUCAGACGAAUCCUCCGGUCCAGACGAUGACGACUACCCUCGGCCAUCCCCAAUGAGCUAUCGCCAUGUUGAAGCCCCUGAGCCCCCAGCUCCCCGUUCAGACCUUCUCGUCGAGAUGCUCCAAAAUGCAUCCAUCACACCACCAAGUGCACAAGACGCAAGAGGCCGGCUCUCUCAACGCGGAUUUUACAGCGGAUGGGAUACCCUUGGCCAUUUCUAUCCUCGGCGGUCCUAUCCCAGCGAAGACAGCGAGGAUGGGCAUACAAGGUCUAACGAGUGGCGUAUGACUGGAGAAACGCUACACGGUGGCCCAUCGCUGCACGAGCCAAAUUUGAAGAGCGAUGCUGAAUAUGAUUGGAUGACUUAG
Molecule: messenger RNA, 2055 nt
Organism: Letharia columbiana
Lineage: Eukaryota; Fungi; Ascomycota; Lecanoromycetes; Lecanorales; Parmeliaceae
Exons: 2
Coding region: 1-2055 (684 amino acids)
Source: RefSeq, a predicted model, not a curated record